UACAGACGCAGUGCGACGGGACUGCAGCUCUCACUCAGGAGGUAACCUGUUGAACAGCUGGUCUUUCUCCUUUCUCUUUCUCAUAGUGUGUCAGCUCUCUGAGUCUGAUCCUGCCUGCAUCUCAUGUUAAGCCUCGAUCACUGGACUUUUCCCAUUGUUUUAUGAGUUGGAGUUAUAUUCUCUUGCACUGAGGCUGCUGUAAUGAGAGCCUCUUUCCUAGGACCAGUUUGCGCUCUCAUCUUGUUGUUGCGGGAGUCUGAUUGCCAAGGGGAUGAUGUUACCUCUCGCACAGUGAACCCAUGCUGUCAUUUCCCCUGUCAGCACUGGGGUGUGUGUGUGCGGUACACCGAGGACAAGUAUGAGUGUGACUGCACUCGCACCGGCUACUACGGAGAAAACUGCACAGUCCCUGAAUUUUGGACCCGAGUGAAGCAUUUCCUUCGGCCCCCUCCAGAUGUGCUGCAUUACAUCCUCACGCACUUCCACUGGCUCUGGGACGUCAUCAACAGCACCUUCUUGCGGGACGUCCUCAUGCGUCUGGUUUUAACUGUGAGGUCCAACUUGAUACCUACUCCUCCAACCUUCAACUCCAAAUAUGGCUACCUCAGCUGGGAAUCCUACUACAACCUGAGCUACUACACUCGCAUCCUGCCCCCCGUCCCUGAGGACUGUCCCACACCGCUGGGGGUCAAAGGCAAGACCAAGCUGCCCGCGGCCGAGCUGCUGGUUGAGAAGCUGCUGAAGAGAAAGACGUUCAGACCCGAUCCCCAAGGCAGCAACCUCAUGUUUGCUUUCUUUGCUCAACACUUCACACAUCAAUUCUUUAAGACCUACAACCGCAUGGGUGUGGGCUUCACCAAAGCUCUGGGACAUGGGGUGGAUGCAGGACACAUCUAUGGAGACAACCUGGAACGCCAGCUCUCGCUUAGGCUUUUAAAAGAUGGAAAACUAAAGUACCAGUUAAUUAAUGGAGAGAUGUACCCUCCCACUGUAGCUGAUGCCCCCGUCAAGAUGAGCUACCCUCCCGGCAUCCCUGUGGAGGAUCAGAUGGCCAUCGGUCAGGAGGUGUUUGGACUUCUCCCGGGUUUGGGGUUGUAUGCAACGCUGUGGCUCAGGGAGCAUAACCGGGUCUGUGACAUCCUGAAAGCCGAGCAUCCCGCCUGGGACGAUGAGCAGCUCUUCCAGACGGCACGUUUCAUCAUCAUUGGUGAAACCAUCCGGAUUGUGAUAGAGGAGUACGUGCAGCACCUCAGCGGCUACCUGCUGCAGCUGAAAUUCGAUCCCACAUUGCUGUUCAACUCGCACUUCCAGUACGGAAACCGCAUCUCGCUGGAGUUCAGCCAGCUUUACCACUGGCACCCGCUGAUGCCCGACAGCUUCCAUAUAAGUGGAGAUGAGCUGUCCUACCAGCAGUUCCUUUUCAACACCUCCGUCGUCACGCGCUACGGUGUGGAGAAGCUGGUGGAGGCCUUCUCUCGGCAGGUUGCCGGCCAGGUAGGUGGAGGCCACAACAUCAAUGCUGUAGUGACCCACGUAGCUCUGAGAACGAUAGAGGAAUCCCGCCAGCUCCGGGUCCAGCCUUUCAACGAGUACAGGAAGCGUUUUAACCUCAAGCCAUACGAGUCAUUCACACAGUUUGCUGAUAACAAGGAGAUAGCCGACACACUGGAAGAGUUCUACGGUGAUAUUGAUGCUCUUGAGUUUUACCCCGGCUUGAUGUUGGAGAAAACGCGACCAGGAGCCAUAUUUGGAGAGAGCAUGGUGGAGAUGGGUGCCCCCUUCUCUCUGAAAGGCCUCUUGGGUAACCCCAUAUGUUCUCCAGAGUACUGGAAGCCCAGCACCUUUGGUGGCAAAGUUGGCUUUGACAUAGUAAACUCUGCCACGCUAAAGAAGCUGGUUUGUCUGAACACCAGGACGUGUCCUUAUGUGGCGUUCAGAGUUCCACCAGAGGAGAAACAACGGCAAGAGAAGAGUGAUGGAAACAUGCCCAGUGAUGAACUAUGACAGUGUGCAGAACCUGGAGGGUUGUGUUAUUUUGACGUCCCGGUAGGAAGGUGAAACGGGCCCAAAGAGAGCAAUUGUCAAAGGUAAUACAGCAGCUACUGUUUGCUGCACUGAAGGGUCAGUCAAAGCUCGGCAUGAAACCAAACUCAGCUCUUUUUAAACUCGCUCGCUCUUCCAAACUCUUCUUACUCACACUUGAACAAACUGUUAUCAGAUGUCAUGUUGCCGUGGACAGAAACACUGUCGCAGUUCACACAGUUUGGAAAUAAAUCACUGUGCAUUAUUUUGUUUUUAAAUAUUUUUUUUUUGUUAUUCAGUUUUAAAAUUCACUGAAAUUAAAAACUAGGCCCAUAACGUACAACUGUCCGUUCAUUAAGAUUUGGCAGCGACUACAUUUCCUAUCUCUCUGCUGCCAGUAAAUCCAAUGUUUAUUUUGGCUUCAGUAGCUAUUAUCUGAAACUGAAAUUCUGCAGACGCCCGUUUUAAUGUGGGCGGAAAUGGAAAUGACCCAUAUCUCCUGUUACUUCCACCUUUUGUGAAAAUAUUGAAAGCAAAAGUAAAUUCAACACUUGUGACUUGGCAAACGUGGUCUUGCAGGAGAACUUGGAGUAGCAGAAAAGUCUGCAGAACGGACAUAAAUUAUCUUUAACAAUCACGUUGCCAUCUAGUGGUCAAAUUGGAAACUUGCAGUUUAUGAUUUUCCCCUACGGUCUGACGUCACGCGUGUUGCCUUCAAGAGCUUUCAGUAAAGCCCCGACAGUACAUAACGCUAACGCAUGCAAUGUCCUAAAAUACCGAUUUGGAUUGUUUUCACCUUUUAUUAUGCAGAUUAAAUAUGAGUUGAGUAAUUUGAGUUGCAACCGUAUGUAUCAAUUUAACAGCAAUAAUGAUAAUAAAAAAGUGUAAGAACAGGAACUAUAUUAAACCUAAUCACUUAUUAUCUUUCAUGUUUAUCCUUAAACUUGGUUUUACGAAUCUGGAACAAGGGAUUGAACAUUAAAAUGUCUCUUAGUAUGACGUGACAAAGUGUAACAUGUCAUUGUAAAAUGUAAAAGCAUGCAACAAAAGGCUAUCUUUUUGUCACAUUGUUGUGAUUUAACAUGAAAUGGCGGAUGUAUGGCGGAUUACAUUACACCAGCCGUCAAUCCAAUGUGUUUCACAAAAUAGAAAAGUUGGUUCUAACAGUGUUUCCAGGACGUCUUUUCAGUAUUGCUAUGGUAAACAUGAUUGUGCUUAGUUCCUUAUAAUUUUGAAAUGUCUUUAUUCUCUCUAUCUAUUAUUGUUUAUAUGUUUUUUUAAUUGUUAUUAUUAGUUUCACGUGAGUAUAUCCUGAAUUUGACAGGCAUUACAAUUCAAAGGUUUUAUUGCUAUUUGCUAUCUAUUUAAUCUUUUAUUUAGCUUGAGCCGACUUCUUGUCAAGACUAGUUGGUCUUUCAAAGACUGUUUACUGUUUCGUCUGCCAUAUGUUUUAUCUUUCUCAACUGUAGUUUUUAUUAUAAGCAAUGACUGGAAAGUUAAAGAGAAACAUUUUCCAUCUGCCUCACUCUGUUCUCUGCAGAUGUUUACUUACAGAAAUGUUAUUACACAUAUAGUAACAGACAUGAUAGCUAGGGGUUGUAAGUAUGAUGUGAAUGUAAAACAAAUAUGGCGUAGGGUUGGCUGCACAGAAGAGUAUGUAUCCUAGCAACUUGAACCUUCACUGGGUCCAUUAUCAUAUUUAGUGACUUUUAUAGCCAUAAAUAGAGUUAAACAAUUCUGGAAAAAUAAGAAGUCUUAAAAGUAAAAAGGUCUAGUAAUUGUUUCUAAUGAUUGUCUGGGCUUAAAAUGUGUAAAUUCAAAGUAUUUCAAUGACUAUAAAGGAUUACAACAUGCCAGGAAACAUAUGGACAGGAUGUGUUUAUGUGGCUGGUGUUCAGGGUGUGACGUGGGGCUGCCGCGCUUGAGAAAUGUCCUGAUAUGAUAUCUGGACAUCUUGAGGAAAACAGCUCCCCCUCAAGCUUACGGCAUUGUUUCACCAGCUGUGACGUGUUGGUGUCUGACUACUGAAUUGAGAACAAGCUCACGGGCUAAAUCUUGGUUCUACACUGCUGGAUGUUAAAGUCCUCAGUUGAGAGCUCUCUGGCUCUGUUACGCUGCCAAGAUAUACCAUGAUUUGACCAAUCUGGAGACCUUUCAUAGUGUCUGUAGAAUGCCUAAAAGUUGUGUGAAGAAGUGAUUAAACCUAGUCAGUAGAGGUGCAGCUGUGCCAUCACAGUAAUUUCAUAUGGUUUCUCCCUGAAAACUUUAUGAUGACCUGAUCUGAAUCUGUAAUCUUCAUAUUUUGUUCCUGGCCUUGCAAAGGUCACACAAUGUUAAUGUAAAACCGAAAACAGACACAACUGGGAAAUAAAACAAAUUCAGUGUUUUUUUUGUGUGUGACAGAUUGUUUAUUUUACUCAUGCCAAAUGGAAAAGGGAUCAUCCGUGGAGCACAUUAGCCCUCCUCCAGUUUCUUGUUUGUGUGUCUUGUGUUUGCAGUGACCGUGUCUCCUUCUUGUUUCUGAGCCCCGAGGUUUUCCAGUUUCAUUCGUUCUCUUUGCUUUGGCCCUUUUCCUCUGUGGGAUGUGUUUGCAUCAGCAAAGCUCCUCUGAAUAAUAACGCACAUGGUGGCAAUCCUCAUGCCAUCUCAUCAGUACCCAAGCCUGUAGAG
This is a messenger RNA of Cololabis saira (Pacific saury), 4692 nucleotides long. RefSeq names its product prostaglandin G/H synthase 1-like. The coding region runs from base 202 to 2004 and encodes 600 amino acids. Gene Ontology annotation, molecular function: heme binding; oxidoreductase activity, acting on single donors with incorporation of molecular oxygen, incorporation of two atoms of oxygen; prostaglandin-endoperoxide synthase activity. Gene Ontology annotation, biological process: cyclooxygenase pathway; response to oxidative stress. The transcript has 11 exons. The record is from RefSeq and is a predicted model, not a curated record. Gene Ontology annotation, cellular component: cytoplasm; neuron projection. Lineage: Eukaryota; Metazoa; Chordata; Actinopteri; Beloniformes; Belonidae.